AUGGCGUUCUGGGAAGUCACCGUCUUGCCUCUACGGGCCGUCCAGGCCGUAUUCUCCAUCAUCGUGCUCGGCUUAACGGCCUACAUCGUCGAUGCAACCACCGGCCCGUGGUAUUCGUGGUCGCCGGAUAGCGUCAACUUCAUGCUGUUCACUUCGGUCUGGACCCUCCUCGCCGUCGCCUACCUUGUUCUCGCGCCCGCACGCUUCCCCGCCGCCGCCCACAAGUAUGCCAUUGCAGGCGUCGAAGCUGUGACCAUGAUCUUUUGGUUUGCCGCUUGGGUUGCCGUCGCCGCGCUUUGGGGAGACAUUGGGUGUGGGAGCAGGAGCGGCGUGUGCGGUGCCGGAACCGCCGCCAUCGUAUUCGGAGCUUUCAUUUGGCUCGCCUUCGUAGCUACUACUAUUAUCGCCGCGUUGCAUGUCCACAGGACGGCUAGGAAUGACACUACCGCUCCUCCACAGAUGCAGGGCGUCUAA
This is a messenger RNA of Trematosphaeria pertusa, 474 nucleotides long. RefSeq lists its product as uncharacterized. The coding region runs from base 1 to 474 and encodes 157 amino acids. Gene Ontology annotation, cellular component: membrane. The record is from RefSeq and is a predicted model, not a curated record. The transcript is spliced from 3 exons. Lineage: Eukaryota; Fungi; Ascomycota; Dothideomycetes; Pleosporales; Trematosphaeriaceae.